Molecule: messenger RNA, 622 nt
Organism: Bradysia coprophila
Lineage: Eukaryota; Metazoa; Arthropoda; Insecta; Diptera; Sciaridae
Gene: mRpS17
Product: mitochondrial ribosomal protein S17
Biological process (GO): mitochondrial translation
Cellular component (GO): ribosome; mitochondrial small ribosomal subunit
Molecular function (GO): structural constituent of ribosome
Source: RefSeq, a predicted model, not a curated record
AAAAUAAUAUCGAAAAGCGAGGUUAUUGUGGAAUUGUAGUCCUUCUCGGAGUAUUUUUCAAAACGAAGAAGUUUACAAACUAUAUUUUCAAUGGCACAUAGAGCGAAAAAAGCCCUGACAAUCUUACUCGGACAAUGCGUACCAUCAGUUAAAUCGCAGGCAUCCAAAAUUAGAAUUAGAAAAAUGGAAUUGGAUGAGAAUUUGCUGAUGUACUUCAAGCAAGACAAAUUUGUAUACGCCCACGAUCCAAAUAAACUUUGCAAAUCCGGCGAUAUUGUGCUAGUGAAAGAACUACCUGAACGAUUAACGAAACAGAUAACGCAUUCCAUCGAGAAAAUCGUGUUCAAAUUUGGAGAUAUUCAAGAUCCAAUAACCGGUAAAAAUGUUGUUGUCAACCAAUAUCGCGAACAAAUGGAUGCAGCUAGUGAAGCGUACGGAAAGUCAGAGUCUGGUUUCGAUUAUGACAAAGCACCGCCCAGAGGUAGAUUAGAAGGAAUUCGAGACUUUACUCAUCAGGAAACGUACAUUAAGUGGAACGAAGAUGGCAAGGAUCAACCAUUCGCUGUAUAGAAAACAAAACGGACACACUUAUAGCGUAAUAAAUUAGAGUUUUUGUAAUUCA